Molecule: messenger RNA, 6202 nt
Organism: Lepisosteus oculatus (spotted gar)
Lineage: Eukaryota; Metazoa; Chordata; Actinopteri; Semionotiformes; Lepisosteidae
Gene: gask1a
Product: golgi associated kinase 1A
Cellular component (GO): Golgi apparatus
Source: RefSeq, a predicted model, not a curated record
GUGAACGGCCUCAGGAGGGCUGGUUUUGAUUGACUGUGAUUGCAGAAGUAAGAUUAUAAAGUUUUGACUGCGCAGAUGAUGCUAGCGGUGCACGGUGUUAUUUUAACUGCUCGGUUUAAGUAACUUGUAUAAGCAUGUAUUCUUAAACUUUUCCUUAUUCCAGGACGUUUUGAAAGGAAACACAAGUGCACUUGAAGUUGUUACACUCGGUAGGUUAAGAAAGGUGGUUUAUAAUGAGUAAAUAAUACUACAAGGGAGACGUAAAAUUCUAUAAGCAUGAGAAAAACAAGAUGAACUGUUUUAAAGGAUGCAGAGGUCGGAUUGGUGAAUUUGUAAAGUGAACAGCAUUUGCUUGAGUGCAGGAUCACAGAUGUCUGUGUGGUGAACUGUGCGCCGCUUGCAGGCUUUGUUGCCUGCAAUAAGACGAGAACUCGAGCUGCCACUGAAGUCAAGAAAAUGGCCCAAAGAUUUUGGUUGAAAAUCUGCUGCCGUAGGAGGUCUGUGGUUGCCUUCAUCUUUCUUUUCACCUUAUCUGUGGUGAUGAUAAAUAACUUUCCAUCUUUCCCUGCCGAGAGCUACAGCCUGUCACAACGAGAGCGUCGUGCAGGCGCCGCUGGGCGGAAGGGAAACUUGAGGAAACGAGCUUCAGUGCCCUUCCAUGUUCUACCUCUGAAUCAUAACCAUGGAGACUGGGAAUCUGGCAAGAGAAAAGAGCCAGUCGAGCACUUAGCAGAUGAGACACAUGAACACCAGCCAAGUAAUAAUAAGGAAGGCUUACAAAAGAAGGAUAAAAUGCACAUUUCUGAGAGAGCCUCUCUAGAAAUUCCCAAGAGAGCUGCAGCUGCAGAAAUGACGAAGAUGAAAGUAAAGGCAAGCACCUUGGACUCUAAAGGAAAACGGCAAACUCCACAAUCCCCAUUUCAUGCAAGGGGCAAGCAGGGAAAUAAACACCUUCAGGAAGACAGAAAAUACCAGAACCCCCAUGUUCCAGUGCGCGUUUCUCCUCCGAGUCGCGUCUUCCCAGGUACAGCUCAAUCUGCUUUGCAAAACCUCUCGGAGAGCCUGGGGUUGUUAAAAGACAAAUGCAUACCAGAUGCACAUGGUAAUGCUGGCAAGGCAGAGAAAUUUCUUAUCCCUCUAUUGGCUAAUGGAAAUCUGGCUUCCCGAAAUAUUAGGAAACGCAAAACAGAGUCCAAGCCAGGGCAGGCGAAGGGGCCGUUCUUGUCGGGUCAGAGGCGGGACGCGUCUAGAGUAACGGCUGACGCCAGCAGCCAGGCGCUGGGCCCUUGGUGUGAGCAGGUGGAAGAAGACGCUUUCCCAGACGAUGUUAAGGACACUGUCAGAACUGCAGGUCGCCCCCCGCCUUGGCUCAGCCAGGACGACCUCAGGAAGAUGGAGCUGCUUGCCGAUGGUGUGGUGGCCAGCAGAGCUCGGGUCCCUGCCCACGGACAAGUGCUGAAGAUUGGGCUCCAGCAGAACGCUUCCCAAGCACCUGGGGGACGUGACCGACUGUGCCAGGAUGGCCUCUGUGCCCUGAUAAAGCGUCCAGAGGACUGGUUUGAAAUCUUUGCCUUCCAUCUGGACAGGGUUCUGGGGCUAAACAGGAGCCUACCCGCCGUCGCCAGGAACUUCCACAGUGCGCUUCUUCCGUACAGGUUUACAAGUGGGGUUGCCAGGCCUGUAAUCUGGUGGGACCCUGACAUCCAGCAUCUGGCUGAUGACGACAACGACCAGAACUCCUUCCCCCUCACGUGGCUGCAGUACCAAGCUCUGUUGAAGAAGAAGUGUGGGAAUAAAAACCCAGCAAGUUUCACACCCUGCGUUGGUGUCCGGGACUCCGAGUGGGGCAAGCUUGCCAUUUUUGAUUUUCUGUUACAGGUGAAUGACCGGCUGGACCGCUACUGCUGUGGAUUUAAACCGGAUCCUUCAGAACCUUGUGUGGAAGAACUGCUUCAUGUGAAGUGCAGAAACCCCAAAGAACUUGCACUGGUGCACAUCUUGGUGAGAAAGGCCGACCCUUCGCGGUUGGUCUUCAUUGACAAUGCCGGUAGACCUUACCAUCCCCAGGGCAACCUCAACUUCCGACUUUUAGAAGGCAUUGAGGAGAUUCCUGAAGGCGCAGUGUCUAUCCUGAGGUCUGGGUGCUUACAGAGCAUGCUCCUGCGCUCUCUGUACACGGACAAGGAAUUCUGGGAGAGCCAGGGAAGACUCAAGGGACUAAAGCAACUCAUCCACACUGUGGAGAAGCGAGGAAAGUUACUGCUUCAGUACAUUAAGGACAAGAACCUGAAACUUGGGAAAGAUUUUUAAAAACAGGAUUAUAUAAAGUCCCCUGAAACAUACUGACUUAUUGCUUACGUGGACUGUAUCUCCAGACAUCCGUUCUCCAAUCAGGUUGUGAUUGUCUCUCCAUGAGACGCUCUCUUAUCACUUUUGCAGGCAUUCAAUAAGUGGGAACCGAGUAAGAGUACCCUAACAUGCAAGAGACAACAUAACUAUUCUUUCUGUUGAAACAAGCUAUAAAGUUAUGUACUGUAUAUAAUACAAGAUCAAGAAGCAUUCCUGGCAUGUAAGUACAAUAUAUAAUUCAGAAGUUGUUAGCCUUGGUGCUUUAGUUCCAUCCCACUACAAGCCUUCUAAUAAAUUAGUAACUGGUGUGAGAUUAUUAAAGCUUGAGAUUUGACUUUAAUAAUUAAGGGUUGGUGGGAGGAAAGACAUUCAGUGGAAGGGCAUCAAAGGGCCAAGGUUGGCUACCUGAAUACCUGCCUGUGAACUCGCACACCUGUGGUUGAGCUUUUUCACACAGAAAUUCCUGAAAACUUGUUUUUUUCUGAGAAACUCUGUGCACAUAAUUGUCCCUAUGCAUUUAAUUUGAUGAUGCAGUAUGUAUUUUAGGAAUAUAUGAUUAUCAUUUAUAAUAUGCUUCUGAAGUUUACUAAUCAUUUGUACAUUUCCACAGUUGUACAGUUAGGGGGAUUCUUCAGAGUUGUACUGUACUUGAAUUCUUUAAGGGGGAACUGUAACACUAUUUUGAUGUUUUGGCGUUAGAAAGAAUCCACAUUGAUGAGUAUAUUUCAAACCACAAUGAAAGUAAAAUGUAAUCUGUAACGUGUAAAAGCUCAAAAUACAUUACAUUUCCAGGUAGCCAUAGUGCCAUAUUCCCAUCGUCUGCGGUUCAGAACGACGCAACAAAACUUUGCACUGUUAUCAAGCAGGCUUGUGAAAACAUCUCUCGGUGUCCCCGAGAUUUAAUAACGGGUCUGAGGAAUUGGGACUGCAGUUCUCCUUUAAUUUUAAUUUGUAUUUGAUGCAUCAUUGUCACUGCAGUUUACACACAAUUGUUUACCAGAAGUGGUAAAUGAUUUUUUUUUUCAAAGGGCAGUGUAACAGAAGCAUCAGUCCUUGGAGUGAAUGCUGGCUGACCUUAUGAGUGGCUGUGGGGAACUAAGGUGCACCACGAAUGAAUAACCCCCUGGUUAUUUACUCCAGGCCUCUUCUGAAACAUUUACUUGAAAUAAAACUUAAAUCUGUGUCCAGAUGUUAAACUAGGCACACUUUAAUUUACCCUGAACACGUUCAGUGUUCUGUAAUGGCAUACCUGGUCUAAAAGAUCAUGAUCAAAGAUCAAGUAAAUGUUUGUGUCUGUUCAGUGAGCUUUUAUGUUUGUAGUGUAACUACAAAACGUGGUUAAAAAAAAAUCAGAUCUUAAUAGGUUAUGUCUUAUGUCCUAUCAAAUGUCAAAUGUAGAAUAGAAUAUGAAAUUCCACCAAGUACUUCUUUAUGGUAUGUAGAUGAAACAGACCGUAGCAUUGCCUGUAUUGAGAAUUAAAAAUCUGAACAGGACUUCAAUAUUACAGUUGAGCUAACUAUUUCUUCUUAUUGUGAUUCAUUUUGUUGAAGGAAAAUACAGGCUGAUUUUCUAAUUUUCUGUUAAGCUGCAGGAACAAAAAUACCUCUAAAUAAUGAAAUCUUGAAAAAGAUAUCCCUGUUGUCAACAUACAUGUAUACUAUAUAUAUAUAUUUAUGUCUCCUAGCUUUUAUAAGAAUUCCAAAAGAUAUCAAUAAUGCAUUGCAGCUUCUGGCAUGAGGUGAUUAUAGAUUCUGACACCACAGCGAGGAACUCUCCUAGCCUUUACACCAGAACCUCUUGCAAUACACAGAGUAGAGCAGUUUUAACUACAGGCUGGCUUAUGCUGUUAAUACACAAUUUAUGAUUGACUAUUCUAUGUGUCUUUUGUUUUUCAGCAUGUGUAGGAAACACUUAUUCCUUCUAUUUAAUGCAAGUAAUUAGGUAGGUUAACAGACCCCUCACAGCAGUUAUCUUUAAGAUCAUUGAUCCAUUUUUAUAUUUGUUAUUUUAGCCUUUACCAAAACUGAUUUAUUUAAAAAAUAUGGCUACUUAUAUGAUAGGUACAUAGAGAAUACCAAGGUUUCUCCAAAGACUCGCAACUUGUCUUGAUUACUUUGUUUUUAUUUGUUGCUCUGCUUUAUUUUAUUUUUUAGUAUUUUAAGUGCAAAAUAUAUUUUGGGGGUGGAGUUUAUAUUUAUAAAAUAAGAGAUACUUAUAAAUGAUAUUGUAGCUGGAAAUGAUGAUGAACAAAGAUUAAUGAAACUGUUUUAGUUUCUCUUCUCAUGAAAAUGUAAAGACAAAAGUUGUAGGCAUCAGGCAAGGAACUAUUCUCAUGGUUUAGAAAAGAGCCAAGAAACUGACUGUGAGUAAUAAUUGCAUAUCUGUGUACUAAUGCAUCUGAAGACAUCAAAGCACAUAUUUCCAUCUGGCCUAUUUUGUUACAGGAAAUAUUUUCAGUGAACUGGUUACAACUGAGCCUUGAAAAUUUACGAAGAGUUGUAGUACAAAACUGAACUUUGUUGCUUGUUGUGUUUUUAGGUAAGGGCCCAUAAACACUGCAGGGACUGGCAGUGAACUGCAAAUGAGAAACAGAUGGUGUUCCUGUGGUUAGGGAAAUGUCAGGAUGGCACCACUGUAUGUUGGCUGCAUGUGCGCGUGGUAGAUAUUCCAAAAUUAAUCUUUCACAAACUACAGAUUGCUCUUAAAUUUGCAUUCCAAAGGCCUCUUGGAUGAAGGUUUGUUUAGCUGGAAACUUAGAGGAGUGUUUUAGCUUUUCUGGCAUAAAGCACAGCUUUGCUUUGGGCAGAUGCAAGUUAGCAAUGGCAAAGAAGGAGUUUUAGACAAAGCAUCGAUAACUCAAUGUAAAUUUCUUAAGAAUUGUUACUUGAAUUCUGAAAUGGAAAUAAUUUCUGAGUGCUUUUAACUCUUAAACAUGGGAAAGUUUUUUUUCUUCUUGGUGUCUGGAACACACAUUCCAUAUGGUGUCUGGAACACACAUUCCAUUCUGUGGUCUCUGGAAGGUUUUCAUGGUUCACAGCCAAAUAGACAGCAGCUUUUACCACUUGCAUUCAUCAUUUCAGACUAUUCUUUCCGGUAAAGAAUGUUCCUGAGGUGUUUCAGCUGUGUACAAGACUGCAGAGAGAGGGGAUAACCUCACUGCUGUAGAUUUGAAACCAAGGUAUUACAAAAAUGGGUAUAUAACUGUCCUUUAAACAAAAGGAGCAGGACUAUUAUCAAAGCCCUCUUUCCAAAAGCGCUAAUUUCUCUGUCGAUCCCACCUUUUCUUGUGUCCCUUCCUGGGGAAUGAGCAAGAGGCCAUCAGGACACUAACCCAUCAGACGCCAGCAGCAGUAGAAAAUCUCACACCCCUGAGAGAUAAUGCAUUUAUGUACCUUUUCACAGUUUAUAGAAGCGUAAUUCUACUGUUAAAUUGACAGAGGUGUCAUACUAAAGACAAUUCAACUACUUUUUGGUCAAGGCCCAUCACAGGAUAAAAGUUACAUUUAUAUUGUCUAAACUGCUAACCCCUUGUUUACAUUUGUGCAUCUUUUAAUUUGGAACACUUUUCAUUUUUCAGAACAUGAACAAUAAAUUCAUUUUAAAAUGUCGGUUUGUAUGUUAUCGGUUUUAAAGGACUCAUUGUGUGGCACCUGUUCACGAGAAAACAUUCUUUAAAGCAGACAAUUACAGUAUCUCGGCUAGCUUUUCUGGCAGAAGAAGUGUCCAUCAGCCAGUCCUGUUCCUGGCGUGACUUGAAAGCAGCUCCUGAGUAAACACCAUCAUACCCUAACUACCUGGAACAGACGAGCCCCACAAUUAAUUGGUGUUAAAAUGUCUUGUCAAAAAUAGAAU